AUGUCGGACCUGAGCGAGACUGGAUUGGAGAGUAGGCGAGCGUUGAAGAGUGAGUGGUUGUGUGAGCUGGUGAGUCGCCAUAUAACGGCGGUCGCAACUCAUGACUGCCAGAGGCUUGACCAGGCGCGUGGGGACGGUGGUUUCAUGGGAACCAAAAAAUCAAACUCAUCAAGAGUCACAGUGUGCGCGCAGAGGCAAUUUACCGGCCGAGAAUCCCUUUUGCUUGA
Ceraceosorus bombacis is the source of this 227-nucleotide messenger RNA. The record is from the annotation of a GenBank genome assembly. Lineage: Eukaryota; Fungi; Basidiomycota; Exobasidiomycetes; Ceraceosorales; Ceraceosoraceae.